UUGAUUGACCAAAGGGUCAACGUGGUCCCAGCGUUUCUAACGGAAUUUCUUUUAUACUCUAGGGUGUCAGUCUGUUUCAAACAUAUCCUUUGCUUUAGAUACACUGGUCACCAUUUUCUCUCUACACUUUUGUACUCAAUAUUUCUUGGUGUUGUGGCCGUCGACAGAUUCUGCUUGGGUUACUCGGCGAUUGCUGUUGGGAAGCUAAUGACGCUUGGUGGGCUAGGAGUAUGGUGGAUAAUCGACAUUUUUCUGCUAGUCACUGGAAACCUAACGCCAGCUGAUGAUUCAAAUUGGGAACCGUACUAUUAA
Messenger RNA from Strongylus vulgaris, 312 nucleotides. NCBI's taxonomy places the organism in Eukaryota, Metazoa, Nematoda, Chromadorea, Rhabditida, Strongylidae. The record is from the annotation of a GenBank genome assembly.